Trichoderma virens Gv29-8 is the source of this 729-nucleotide messenger RNA. RefSeq lists its product as uncharacterized. Lineage: Eukaryota; Fungi; Ascomycota; Sordariomycetes; Hypocreales; Hypocreaceae. The record is from RefSeq and is a predicted model, not a curated record. The transcript has a single exon. The coding region runs from base 343 to 606 and encodes 87 amino acids.
UCAACAUAAACAAACUAUUACAAAAGCUUCUUACAUGGUUAGACUCACCUGAGUGGUCUAAAAGUGUCACCAACGGACCAUCUUAACAGGGUAUAAAAGUCACAACAAUAUGUAUUCUUUUUUCAAGAGUUUUGCCUCUAGCAGUCACAUACUCUUUUACGACAUUGCUUCGCCAUGUUUAAACGACAUUUAAGUGGCCAUUUAUCUCAUUGAAAUGAAAUAAUACAUGGUUUAUCUUACAAGGCACAAGCCUUCUGCUGGCAUGGCCGGUCUAAGGAUGGCUAUUCCGGGUUGUUGCAAAAUUACCAGUCACUUGGUGGCAGGGGCAUUUAUUCCCACCAAAUGAAGGCCAUCCUCUUCCUCAAUCUCCGUAUGAAGGGAACUAUGGCGUGGAAAGGCGACGAAAUCCUGAAGCAGAGAUCUUGGAGCAGGAUCCCAGAUGCUCACGUCCAUCAAUCAAUCGAGAUAAUUGGAGAGUUGGUCGCAUCUGAGGGCCAGGCUGGUGAAAUUCCUGCAUUGUAUGCUGUUAUGCUACGUAUCUGUCCAGUAGUAGAGCUGGCCGUAUUGGUGUCCCUUGAGGGGGAUCAAUUGUUACAAUUCUUCUAAUGUGCUUUCAUUUUAUUAGAGGACAUUAUUUCGUCAUGCUUGCGCAUGACAAAUGAUGACUUGCCUUAGUUAUGCUUUGUAGCUGUUAAUUGACUGUGGACUAUUUGCAAUAGUCGUGGAAAU